GGAAAGUCAGUUGCGCUUGGGCGCUCGAGCGGUAACAAUCUGCGGUCUAUUUUCAACAUCGAUCUGGAACAAGUGCGAAUAAUUAAAGGAUAAAUCAAAGAGUGUCAAUAAAAAGUGUCGUCUAUCCAUCAUAAUGGAGCGGGAUGAGGUCUCCACCACGACCAGCGAGGGCAAAUCCCUGGAGGAGGCGCCCACGGCGGAGGGUCUGGAGCCCACGGAGCCCAUUGCCUUCCUGAAACUCUUUCGAUUCUCCACGUACGGCGAGAUCGCCUGGCUGUUCUUUGGGUUUAUAAUGUGCUGCAUCAAGGCCCUGACCCUGCCCGCCGUGGUCAUCAUCUACAGCGAGUUUACAUCUAUGCUGGUAGACCGUGCUAUGCAUUUCGGCACGAGCUCGAAGGUCCAUGCCUUGCCUCUUUUUGGAGGUGGUAAAACUCUUACGAAUGCAUCAAGGGUGGAAAACAGCGAAGCCUUAUAUGAUGAUUCCAUAUCGUAUGGCAUUCUCUUGACCAUUGCUUCAGUAGUAAUGUUCAUCUCAGGAAUUUUCUCCGUGGAUGUCUUUAAUAUGGUAGCUCUACGUCAAGUCACAAGGAUGCGGAUUAAGCUCUUCACAUCCGUGAUGCGUCAGGACAUCGGUUGGCAUGAUCUGGCGAACAAGCAAAACUUUACCCAGAGCAUGGUUGACGAUAUCGAAAAGAUUCGUGAUGGCAUCUCCGAGAAAGUGGGACACUUUGUGUACUUGAUUGUGGGUUUUAUCAUAACCGUUGCCAUAUCAUUUGGCUACGGCUGGAAGCUCACCCUAGCUGUGAGUUCUUAUAUACCUCUGGUGAUCCUGCUUAAUUACUAUGUAGCCAAGUUCCAAGGCCAGUUAACGGCUCGAGAACAGGAAUCCUAUGCAGGAGCUGGUAAUUUGGCAGAGGAAAUCCUGAGUUCCAUUCGCACUGUGGUCUCUUUCGGUGGUGAAAAGUCGGAGGUACAGCGCUACGAGAACUUUUUGGUCCCAGCUAGAAAGGCCAGUCAGUGGAAAGGAGCCUUUUCAGGGGUCAGUGAUGCUGUUUUAAAGGCCAUGUUGUAUCUAUCCUGCGCCGGAGCAUUUUGGUAUGGCGUCAAUCUUAUUAUCGACGAUCGAUAUGAGGAAGACAAGGAGUAUACGCCGGCUAUUCUGAUGAUUGCUUUCUUUGGCAUCAUUGUGGGUGCGGAUAACAUAGCCAGAACUGCACCAUUUCUGGAGUCCUUUGCCACCGCCCGUGGUUGUGCCACCAACCUGUUCAAGGUCAUCGAUCUGACCUCCAAGAUCGAUCCGCUUUCCACAGAUGGCAAGCUCUUGAACUACGGUCUUCGUGGUGAUGUGGAGUUCCAGGACGUCUUCUUCCGAUAUCCUUCACGUCCGGAAGUUAUAGUUCAUAGGGGACUAAACAUAAGGAUCAGAGCGGGUCAAACUGUGGCCUUGGUUGGUUCCUCGGGCUGCGGAAAGUCCACUUGCGUCCAGUUGCUCCAGAGGUUCUACGAUCCUGUUUUCGGUUCAGUGCUCCUGGACGAUCUGGACAUUAGGAAGUACAAUAUCCAAUGGUUGAGAUCGAAUAUUGCCGUUGUGGGUCAGGAACCAGUUCUAUUUUUGGGCACAAUAGCCCAAAACAUAAGCUACGGUAAACCAGGAGCUACACAAAAAGAGAUCGAGGCAGCUGCCACUCAGGCGGGGGCUCACGAGUUCAUUACUAAUCUUCCAGAGAGCUAUCGCAGCAUGAUUGGUGAGCGGGGCUCACAGCUCUCUGGAGGUCAGAAACAACGCAUAGCCAUCGCCCGAGCUUUGAUUCAGAACCCCAAGAUCCUGCUGCUGGAUGAGGCCACUUCUGCAUUGGAUUACCAAUCGGAGAAACAGGUCCAACAGGCACUGGACUUGGCCAGUAAAGGUCGUACAACCAUUGUAGUUUCCCAUCGACUAUCAGCUAUUCGGGGUGCAGAUAAAAUUGUCUUUAUUCAUGAUGGCAAAGUCUUGGAGGAGGGCUCCCACGAUGAUCUAAUGGCUCUUGAGGGUGCCUAUUACAACAUGGUUCAUGCUGGCGACAUCAACAUGCCCGAUGAGGUGGAAAAGGAGGAGACCAUUAAGGAAACCAAAAGAAAAAGCCUGGCUCUGUUUGAGAAGUCUUUUGAGACCAGUCCCCUGAACUUUGAGAAAGGUCAGAAGAACAGCGUUCAGUUUGACGAACCCAUUAUAAAGGCACUCAUAAAGGACACCAAUGCCAAGAUAGUUGAGGCUCCUCCCGAGAAACCCAACUUCUUCCGCACGUUCUCAAGGAUCCUAAAGCUUGCCAGACCCGAGUGGUGUUACCUGAUCCUGGGAACCAUCAGCGCCAUAGCCGUGGGCUGUUUGUAUCCUGCAUUCUCCAUCAUCUUUGGUGAAUUCUAUGCAGCCCUGGCUGAACAGGAUCCGAAUGAGGCCCUAAGUCGUACGGCUGUGCUUUCCUGGGCUUGUUUGGGCCUGGCCUUCCUCACUGGAUUAGUCUGCUUUCUGCAAACCUAUUUGUUCAACUACGCAGGCAUUUGGUUGACAACCAGAAUGCGAGCCAUGACUUUCAAUGCGAUGGUGAGCCAGGAAGUUGGAUUUUUCGACGAUGAGAAUAACUCGGUGGGAGCUCUAUCCGCUCGCUUGUCCGGUGAGGCAGUUGGUGUCCAGGGAGCCAUUGGAUAUCCCUUGAGCGGGAUGAUACAGGCCCUAUCCAACUUUAUAUCGAGUGUCAGCGUUGCCAUGUACUACAACUGGAAAUUGGCCCUCUUGUGUUUGGCCAAUUGUCCCAUCAUUGUGGGAUCUGUCAUCCUGGAAGCCAAGAUGAUGUCUAAUGCUAUAGUAAGGGAGAAGCAGGUGAUUGAGGAAGCUUGUCGCAUUGCCACCGAAUCCAUAUCCAACAUACGCACUGUUGCCGGUUUGAGGAGGGAGGCGGAUGUUAUCCGCGAGUACACUGAGGAGAUCCAGAGAGUGGAGGUGUUGAUCCGCCAAAAGCUAAGAUGGCGAGGAGUCCUUAACUCCACCAUGCAGGCAUCGGCAUUCUUUGCUUAUGCUGUGGCCCUUUGCUACGGAGGUGUUUUAGUGUCCGAAGGUCAGCUGCCCUUCCAGGAUAUUAUCAAGGUAUCGGAAACCUUGCUGUAUGGUUCCAUGAUGCUGGCCCAAUCCCUGGCCUUUACCCCUGCCUUCUCUGCUGCUCUGAUCGCGGGUCACCGCCUCUUCCAAAUCCUAGAUCGCAAACCCAAGAUUCAGUCACCCAUGGGUACUAUCAAGAAUACUCUCGCCAAGCAGUUAAAUCUUUUUGAGGGUGUACGUUAUCGGGGUGUUGAAUUCCGAUACCCCACACGACCUGAUGCAAAGAUUCUCAAUGGUUUGGAUCUGGAGGUGCUCAAGGGUCAAACGGUGGCCUUGGUGGGUCAUUCCGGGUGUGGAAAGUCCACUUGUGUGCAGCUGCUACAGCGCUACUACGAUCCCGAUGAGGGGUCUAUACACAUAGAUCACGAUGACAUUCAACAUGAUCUGACCCUGGAGGGAGUAAGGACCAGAUUGGGUAUAGUCUCCCAGGAACCUACUCUUUUCGAACGGUCGAUAGCUGAGAACAUAGCCUAUGGCGACAAUCGUCGAUCGGUUUCCAUGGCGGAGAUUAUGGCUGCAGCCAAGAGUGCCAAUGCUCAUAGUUUUAUCAUUUCCCUGCCCAAUGGCUACGAUACUCGGAUGGGAGCCAGAGGCACUCAAUUGUCUGGUGGUCAAAAGCAACGUAUUGCCAUUGCCAGGGCUCUGGUGCGGAAUCCCAAGAUCCUACUCCUCGACGAAGCCACCUCAGCCCUGGAUUUGCAAAGUGAACAGCUGGUCCAACAGGCCUUGGAUUCCGCCUGCUCCGGGCGAACCUGUAUCGUCAUAGCUCAUCGUCUGUCCACCGUCCAGAAUGCGGAUUUGAUCUGUGUGAUCCAAAAUGGUCAGGUAGUGGAGCAGGGUAACCACAUGCAACUGAUUUCCCAGGGCGGAAUCUAUGCCAAGCUGCACAAGACCCAAAAGGAUCAUUUGAUGACGAUGACGGAGACCCGUGAAGAUGUUCCUGCUGCAGAUGCGGAUGAGACUGCGCCGGAGGCCCAGAAAAAGGGCAAGUCCAAGGAGAAAGCCCCGCCGAUGAUCAACUACACUCAGCUCUUCCGAUACAUCGGUGGAUGGGAUUAUGUCCUGCUCCUGUCCGCCUUUGUGGCGGCCCUACUCCAAUCCCUGGUCUAUCCCAUUGCCAUUGUGGUCUACAGCGAACUGGUGGCCAUGUUCAUCGAUAGGACUCUGGGCCAGGGAACCAGUUCGGUCACCAUCGGAUUGUCCCUUUUUGGAGGCGGAAAGAUACUCACAAAUGCCUCGUACGAGGAGAAUAUGCAGGAGCUGCGAAAGGAUAGUGUAUCCUUCGGCAUACUCAUGACCCUGAAUACCCUACUGAUGCUUUUCUCUGGAGUUUACUAUGUGGAUGCAUUCAACAGAUUGGCUCUGAAGCUCACAGUUCGCAUGCGUAGGGAAUUCUUCAAGGCCACCUUGAGGCAAGAAAUCGGCUGGCAUGACAUGGCCAAGGAUCAAAACUUUGCAGUGCGCAUUACAGACAACAUGGAGAAAAUACGCAGUGGCAUAGCAGAGAAUCUGGGUCAUUAUGUGGAAAUUAUGUGUGAAGUGAUUAUCAGCGUGGUUCUAUCUUUUAUUUAUGGAUGGAAACUGGCUCUGGCAAUAGUGUUUUAUAUUCCCCUAACAUUAGUGGUCAACUCGGUAGUGGCCCAUUACCAAGGAAAACUCACGGGGCAGGAGCAGAGUUCCUAUGUGCGGGCCAGCUCUGUAGUUGAGGAAGUAAUCGGUGCCAUCCGGACUGUGGUGGCAUUUGGGGGAGAACGAACCGAGUCCGUGCGCUAUGAUACCCUCCUGAAACCCGCUCUCAGGGCUGGAAAAUGGAAGGGAGUCUUCUCCGGACUGAGCGACACGGUGAUGAAGGCCAUGUUGUUUAUCACAGGAGCGGGAUCAUUUUGGUACGGAGCAAAUUUGAUCCUAUUCUACCGUGAUCCAAGUAUUCCCAUCAACGAACGGGAGUACACGCCAGCGGUUGUGAUGAUUGUGAUAUCGGGAAUAAUCGUGAGUGCCAAUCAAAUAUCCCGUACAUCUCCAUUCCUCGAAACCUUUGCCAUGGCUCGAGGAUCGGCAUCGGCAAUAUUGGAGGUCAUCGAUCGCACUUCCCUUAUUGAUCCACUCUCCAAAGCCGGCAAAAUUCUCAACUACGGCCUGAAGGGAUCUGUUGAGUUCCGUGAUGUGUUCUUUCGAUAUCCCGCCCGAGAAGAUGUAAUUGUCUUGAGGGGUCUUAAUGUAAUUGUGGAAGAAGGACAAACUGUGGCCUUGGUGGGUCCUUCGGGUUGUGGAAAGUCCACUUGCAUACAGCUCUUGCAGCGCUUUUAUGAUCCAGUUUUUGGACAAGUUCUGUUGGAUGGUGAGGAUGUACGGAAGUAUAACCUGAACUGGCUGCGUUCGAAUAUUGCCGUGGUGGGUCAGGAACCGGUGCUCUUCCAGGGAACCAUUGGGGAGAAUAUCCGUAAUGGGAAACCAGAAGCCACACAAAAGGAAGUUGAGGACUCCGCCAAAGCUGCCAAUGCUCAUGACUUUAUUGUAGCCUUGCAUAAGGGCUAUGAUACGGAUAUCAGCGAGAAGGGAGUACAACUUUCUGGAGGUCAGCGUCAGCGUAUUGCCAUCGCCAGAGCUCUGAUCCAGCAGCCCAAAAUUCUGCUUUUGGAUGAGGCCACCUCAGCCUUGGACUACCAUGCCGAGAAGCUAGUCCAGGCUGCUCUGGACAAGGCCUGCAAGGGUAGAACCACCCUGGUGGUGUCCCAUCGCCUUUCGGCUAUUAGACACGCUCAUCGGAUUGUUUAUAUUGAAAAUGGCAAAGCCGUGGAGCAGGGUACCCACGAGGAGCUGAUGAAGCUGGAGGGAUUCUAUCACAAAAUGGUCACCGUGCAUUCCUAUGAUGAUUCCGCCGAGGAGCUACUGAACGAACUGGAAGAAGAGGCCGAGAACAAGGAGAGAAAAAUGUCCUAUGAGGUUGAACAGUUCCAACUGGGCACGCGUAACUCUAUAGUGUCGCUGGGAAAGAAUGCGGAGUUCCAGAUGAAGAACCUGAAUGGUCUAGCCAACCCAACUCUGAAUCAGGAACUAGAGAAACCGGGUAGUCCAUCUGGGAAUUAUCUCCGUACCUUCUUUCGAAUUUUGGGUUGGGCAAGGCCCGAAUGGAGUUUCCUCAUCAUUGGCGCCAUUUGUGCUGGUCUAUUUGGAGUCACCAUGCCGGUGUUUUCCGUUAUCCUAGCGGAAUUAUAUGGUUCGUUGGCCAAACCUACUGACGAGGAGGUUCUCGAACAGAGUGCCUCCAUGGCCAUCAUCUCCCUGGUGAUUGGAGUUGCAGCUGGCGUGGUGUGUUUCGUCCAGACAUUUUUCUUUAAUCUAGCCGGAGUCUGGCUAACCAUGCGAAUGAGAUCCAAGACAUUCAGUAGCAUCAUGCACCAGGAGAUGGGAUGGUUCGAUCGCAAGGAGAACAGUAUUGGAGCUCUGUCUGCCCGACUCUCUGGAGAUGCGGCUAGUGUUCAGGGAGCCAUCGGUUUUCCCUUGAGCAACAUCAUCCAGGCGUUCACCAACUUUAUAUGCAGUAUUUCGAUUGCCUUUCCAUACUCCUGGGAACUGGCCUUAAUCUGCCUGAGCACCUCACCCUUCAUGAUAGCCUCCAUUGUGUUCGAGGCGCGAUUUGGAGAGAAGUCCGCUUUGAAGGAGAAGGCGGUCCUUGAGGAGACGAGCCGCAUAGCCACGGAAACUAUAACUCAAAUCCGAACAGUCGCAGGACUUCGACGGGAGGAGGAGCUCAUUAAGAUAUACGACAAGGAGGUGGAGAGAUAUCGGGUGCAGAUUCUCAGUCGUCUGAAAUGGCGUGGACUGGUCAAUUCCAUGGGUAAAUCCCUCAUGUUCUUUGGCUAUGCAGUGACUUUAACUUAUGGUGGGCAUAUGUGUGCCGAUGGCAAUAUUAAAUUUGAGACUAUUAUGAAAAUAUCCAACACAAUGCUGUAUGGCUUGUUUAUACUGGCCCAAUCUCUUGCAUUUACUCCUGCCUUCAAUGCCGCACUCCUUUCCGCGAAUCGCAUGUACGAGAUCAUUGAUCGCAAGCCAACGAUCCAAUCACCCGAAUCCUACGAGAUCCAGCAGAAUGGCAAUGGAUCCGCUUACAAGACAAAUGUGGUCCAACAAGGAGUUAGCUAUCGGGGUCUCAACUUUUCCUAUCCUUCAAGACCCCACAUCAAAGUGCUGCAAAACUUCAAUCUGGAUAUAAACCAGGGUCAAACGGUGGCCUUGGUGGGUGCCUCGGGAUCGGGAAAAUCCACCUGUGUCCAGCUAUUGAUGCGAUACUACGAUCCCGAUGAGGGAAAGAUUCUUAUAGAUCAGGAGAGCAUCCACCACGAUAUGGAACUGAAGACUCUUCGCCGUCGGUUGGGAAUUGUUUCCCAGGAACCUUCGCUGUUUGAGAAGUCCAUUGCCGAAAAUAUUGGUUAUGGGGACACCACGCGGCAAGUGCCCAUGCAGCAAAUUAUUGAGGCUGCCAAAAUGGCCAAUGCCCAUGAGUUCAUUAUGUCCCUGCCUGCCCAAUAUGAUACGGUGUUGGGCUCCAAGGGAACCCAACUGUCCGGUGGACAAAAGCAACGGAUUGCAAUUGCGAGGGCGAUGGUAAGGAAUCCCAAGAUCCUGCUGCUAGAUGAAGCAACCUCUGCACUAGAUUUCCAAAGUGAAAGGGUGGUUCAACAAGCUUUAGACUCGGCGUGUUCAGGUCGCACCUGCAUUGUAAUAGCUCAUCGCCUGUCCACCAUUCAAAAUGCCAAUGUGAUUUGUGUGAUUCAAGCCGGAAAAAUAAUGGAGCAGGGAACUCAUGCUCAACUACUGGCCAGGAAUGGCAUCUAUUCCAAGUUGUAUCGCAGUCAGACGAAAGCCUCUUAAAAGAACUUGGAAAAAGUCUUUGAUGGAGAAUUACGAAUGGCUAAGCACGGAAGUAUGCAAUAAAUAUUUUUUAGUUGUUAGUUGAGACACAAACCAAACUGCUUUCGCCGAUAAGCAAUAAAACGUUAGGAAUAGUUGUUAAAUAAAUUAAUAUAAAGAUAAACAAUUAUCUCAAA
Drosophila subpulchrella is the source of this 8181-nucleotide messenger RNA. RefSeq lists its product as uncharacterized. Gene Ontology annotation, cellular component: membrane. The coding region runs from base 134 to 8005 and encodes 2623 amino acids. The transcript is spliced from 21 exons. Gene Ontology annotation, molecular function: ATP binding; ABC-type transporter activity; ATP hydrolysis activity. The record is from RefSeq and is a predicted model, not a curated record. Gene Ontology annotation, biological process: transmembrane transport. NCBI's taxonomy places the organism in Eukaryota, Metazoa, Arthropoda, Insecta, Diptera, Drosophilidae.